Odontomachus brunneus is the source of this 3487-nucleotide messenger RNA. RefSeq names its product N-acetylgalactosaminyltransferase 6-like. Gene Ontology annotation, cellular component: Golgi apparatus. Bases 297 to 2129 code for a protein of 610 amino acids. The transcript is spliced from 2 exons. NCBI's taxonomy places the organism in Eukaryota, Metazoa, Arthropoda, Insecta, Hymenoptera, Formicidae. The record is from RefSeq and is a predicted model, not a curated record.
UGAAAGGAUCCCUCCCGGCCCGUUUAGUCUCAGUUAACGCGUGACAGUCGCGCGUGUCGUUUGUAUUGUGUCCGCACUCGUGUGUACAUAUCGUACUCUAGCAAUUAUCGCGUUUUGUGACGCGAUAAACAGAAAUAAGUAAAAAAUUAUUCACUUCCUUCACGAGACGUGUGACAAAUGACGUUGUCAUAUCGUUAUCAUGCAGUGUGCCCGCCGUGCACGCAAUGGAUGACGCAAAGUGAGGUUAAGUCCUGAGAGUACCGGGCACCCCGCGACAUGACUCUCGCACAAAGAAGAUGAGGCGAAACGUCAUCAGCUUGAUCAAAUUCUUCUUCCUGGCGGCCUUCACGGUGUUCCUCACCGUCGUGGUAUUUCGUUACAUGCGGACGCCGCCUAACCGUCAACUCUCGACGUCGCUCGACGCCUUGAUCGCGGCGGUCGCCGUCGGCCGCAGGACUCCCGGAGACAGCAACCGGGAGAACGACGAGCGUCCGGAUCAGGACAUGGAUGACAAAAUCGAUUGGCAUGACUACAAGAAGAUUGAAGCAGAGAGUAAGCAAACUGGAAUGGGGGAGCAUGGCAGACCAGCCUUCCUCUCCCCAUCUCUCGACUCACUGAAGGAAAAAUUAUACCAAGUAAAUGGAUUCAACGCUGCUCUCAGCGACGAGAUCUCCGUAAAUCGAUCAGUGCCUGAUAUUCGUCAUGCAGACUGCAGAAAGAAGAAAUACUUGAGAAACCUAGAUCCUGUUUCUGUAAUAGUGUCUUUCCAUAACGAGCAUUUCAGCACAUUGCUGCGGACUUGCUGGAGCGUGAUCAAUCGCUCACCGCCUUCUCUCCUGGAGGAGAUAAUACUGGUCGACGAUGCCAGUACGAAGGUGGAAUUGAAGAAGAAGUUGGACGACUACGUCGCCAAGAACUUGCCAAAAGUAACGAUUGUACGAUUACCAAAACGUUCGGGAUUAAUUAGAGGCCGAUUGGCGGGCGCAAAGAAAGCCAGAGCUAACGUGCUAGUAUUCCUCGAUUCGCACAGCGAGGCUAAUGUGAACUGGUUGCCACCGCUGUUGGAACCUAUCGCGCAAGACUACAAAACCUGUGUUUGUCCGUUCAUCGACGUGAUAGCUUAUGAGACCUUCGAGUACAGAGCGCAGGACGAAGGCGCACGUGGCGCAUUCGACUGGGAAUUGUAUUACAAGCGGCUUCCACUGCUUCCAGAAGACCUGAAGAGACCCGCGGAACCCUUCAAGAGUCCCAUAAUGGCGGGUGGUCUGUUCGCUAUCAGUACCAAGUUCUUUUGGGAACUUGGCGGUUACGAUCCGGGCUUGGACAUAUGGGGUGGCGAACAAUACGAGCUGUCUUUCAAGAUCUGGCAGUGCGGCGGACAGAUGUAUGACGCACCGUGCUCUAGAGUCGGUCACAUUUACCGCAAGUUCCCGCCAUUCCCCAAUCCCGGCCGUGGCGACUUUCUCGGGAAGAAUUACAAGAGAGUUGCCGAGGUAUGGAUGGACGAGUACGCGGAAUACAUCUACAAGAGACGGCCACACAUGCGCGCAUUGGACCCCGGAGAUCUGUCAGAGCAGAAGAACCUGCGUGUGAAAUUGCACUGUAAGCCGUUCAACUGGUUCAUAGAGAACAUAGCCUUCGAUCUCGUGGAGGUUUACCCGCCGAUUGAGCCAGACGACUUUGCCUCCGGCGAGAUCAGGAACAUGGGUGCGACAGAUCUCUGUCUGGACUCCAAGAAGCGGAAGAGGGACGAGCUGGUUGUCGUGGACACCUGCAUUAAAGACAAUCCGAGAGUGUUCGGGGAGCAGGAGUUCCGGCUGACCUGGCAUAAAGAUAUCAGGCCGAAGGAUCGCACAGAUUGCUUGGAUGUGUCGAGAGGCGAGGAGAAGGCGCCAGUAAGCCUAUAUCCUUGCCAUGGGAAACAGGGCAAUCAGUUGUGGCGUUACGACGUCGAGAAGCAGUGGCUGAUGCACGGUUACUCGUCCAGAUGUCUGGAUACCGAUCCGGGUAGCAGGAAAGUCUAUGUGACUGCUUGCGACAAAUCUUCGGCCACCCAGAAAUGGCGAAUAGAGCAGGUCAACAUGAAGGCCAUUAACAAUUGGGAGAACAUAGGACCCAAGCUCAAGUGAGAGAAAAGAACCUCUUCCCUCAUACUGCCAUAAAGUUUCAUAAGUAGAUUUCUCGCGUUGGGUUCCUACUUGUCUAGAAAUCUAAGAACAAUUCAUUUAUAUAUGUAUAUUCCUAGUUACUAGUCAUCGCAAAUUCUCCAUUUGGACAAUAUACCGCACCUGUAUUAGCAAUCGAUGACGAGAAAAAAAAAAGAGAGAGAAAGAAUCGACCAUCGCGUAAAUCAUUUUGCACGUAGAGUAAGGCAAGAUUUUGGUUCCUUGGCAAUACGGAUGGGAGAGCUAGUGUCUUCGUAUCGGUACGCUUAUGUCUCCACUAUACAUAUCGCAUAAGCGCUCUAUCGUGCCUUACAUUACAUAGCCACAUUUAGAAGUACGAUAUACGAAUCGUAUAUCGUACAAUUUUAACACACACACACACACACACAUACAUACAUAUAUAUAUAUUAUAUAUAUAUAUAUAUAUAUAUAUAUUAUAUAUAUAUAUAUAUAUAUAUAUAUAUAUAUAUAUAUAUAUAUAUAUAUAUAUAAUGUUUAUUUCUUCGCUCAAAUUAAUAUUACGACACACAUCAGCAUUAUAUCCUUUUAAUAUAUAUCUCGUAUUAAGCAGGACUGAUAUUUCAUUUACAUUAUAGUAUAAGUCGUUGCAAUAAAAUCAAGCAGAGUAUUAGAUGCUCUGCUGAGAAAUCGCGCAAGUGCGAUUAUAUAAUACUUACAAAGAUUCAUUCCAUUAUUAUUAAUUCAUGUAACAUGAACGAUUGUUUAACUGUAUAAACAAAUAUUACGAGCGGAUUAAUGCAAUCAGAAAACACACGAAAUUAUUUUUCGGUUUUGAUGCAUCGUCAUGAGCAGAUUGCAGAAUAACUUAAAACAUAUGUGGUAUACAUUUUGUUCUCGACAACAGCGUUAUAAAAUAGAUUAAAACAUAGUAACAUCUGCCUUGGUAUUGAAGAAAUUAGAUAGAAAAAAAUAGUGAUAUAGAUUGUCGGGAAAAAUACAAAUAAAUUACCUAUUCCCCGCGAUUAUUACACAUUAUUUUGCAAUGUGUCCACAUGUGAUCGAUAUCGAUUGAAACGCAUUUAGACAACAAAUCAGAGCUGUUUGAAAUGUCUAUUCGAUACAUCUAUCGGUGUAUUCGCUUAUGUUAGUGCUUGUGCACGGAUCUUUAAUAAAUACAGCAUGGUGAGCGAACAUCAGAAAGGAAUUGUUAACUGUCUGUGAUCGUUGGUGUCUGGACUAAUCUUUGAUUAUUAUGACUAUUUUUAUAACGACUAUUUAUGUAUGAUUUAAUAAACGUUUGUAUUGAACACCCUUAUAUAUCCAAAUAAAUGCAAGUCCCGAAACCUUGACAGUAAAUCAUA